Nanorana parkeri is the source of this 731-nucleotide messenger RNA. RefSeq names its product sperm flagellar 1 (gene SPEF1). The transcript has 7 exons. The record is from RefSeq and is a predicted model, not a curated record. Gene Ontology annotation, biological process: regulation of cytoskeleton organization. Gene Ontology annotation, molecular function: microtubule binding. The coding region runs from base 30 to 731 and encodes 233 amino acids. Lineage: Eukaryota; Metazoa; Chordata; Amphibia; Anura; Dicroglossidae. Gene Ontology annotation, cellular component: axoneme.
GGCUCAGGUGUACGGAGAAGGAAGGAAGGAUGGCUGUGGAAUUCGAUGAGCACAACCUGCAGGAACUUUAUUCCUGGGUGGAUAAAAUCCCGCUAUCCCGACCCAAGAGGAACGUCGCCCGCGACUUCAGCGACGGAGUGCUGACCGCCGAAGUGGUGAAAUUCCAUUUUCCUAAACUGGUUGAGAUGCACAACUACGUCCCAGCUAACUCCACCCAGCAGAAGCUCAGCAACUGGACCACACUGAACCGGAAAGUUCUGUGUAAAAUGAACUUCUCCGUCCCGGAUGAUGUGAUCCGGAAGGUUGUCCAAUGCUCGCCGGGAGUGGUGGAGCUGGUACUGAACACGCUGCGUCAGAAGAUCGAGGAGAAGCAGAAACAGCUCCAGGCUGCUGGAGAUACAUCUCAGGAUCUGAGCCCACGGCCUCAACCCGCCAAUCACACAGAUCCAGGUUACCCUACAAAGCAGAAGAGUAAUGGUAUGGACAGCAGCCCCCGGGCAGCACCAAAAGGCGAACAUGGCAGCAAGCAGCAGCAGGGAUACGCUCAUGCCGCCAACGCCGACACCAGUCUUCGCAUACAGCUGGCAGAGAAGGAGCAGUCACUGCUGGAAGCGCAGGAAAACAUCCAGAUUUUGCAGGCAAAACUACGGCGGAUGGAACAGCUCGUCCACCUAAAGAACGUCCGGAUAGAUGACCUGACCCGACGCCUACAGGAGGCGGAGAGGAAAUGA